GUGUUUGGUCGCACGAGGGCGGUAAUAGUAACGUAACAACCAUAGAGAGUACGCUCAUUCGUCCGAACGUCGUCCUACCGUGCGGACGAGUCAGAGGAUAAUGGUUCGUCUACAUUGUACUGGUUUGGCAUCGUUGUCGCUGCCGUUGCUGCUCUUCGUAAUAAACUCGACGGUCCUCGCGGUGUGUGCGUGUGCGCUUCGUCGCUAGCUUCAAGAUGGCCUACCGCUACUGGUUAACACUGCGCGCCACGGUGUAAUCUUCAUCAAAUUUCCAGUGUCCGCUGGUGUAUGCUCACACGACGCUCUCUUUGCAAACUCUUGCAAAAGAUAAAUAGACCAACGAGAAAGGGAGGAAUAAAGAGAAGAAGAAGGAGAGAAGGGGAUAGGAGGAAAAAGAGAAGCGCGAGGAAGCUCGAUCUCUUGGACGAAUUGUGCGUCCGGAAAUGUGACGAGUCGAUGAGAAACCGGUCGAGCCGAGCCAAGCCGAGCCGGUAACAUCGUUCUCCAAACGAAGAAGGGAGGGUAACUGAGGUGGAUUAUUACGGCACUGACGGUGUGGUACCAUGGACCUCGUCGUUCAUGGAUGUCUUCGAUCAAAGCCUGGAACGUCACGGGUCCGCCAAGACGGCCGGUGGUUCGAGCAUGAUCGAGAAGACUGAUUGUGAUCUCGCGAAUUGUGAGAUGGAGGUCACGCGGGAGAUCCAGACAGGCCUAGUAGAAGCAACGCGUAAGAUUACGGAGAAGGAAGAGAAGGAAAUUGAUGAAAAGAACGAAGAUGGUACAACAGCAGCAACAACAACAACAGCAGCAACAACAACAACUUGCAGCGAAUCAAGCUGCACUCUUUCGGACAAAUUCGUUCCCGAAUGUUUUCUGGAAGAAGAAGAAGAAGAAGAUGAUGAUGAUGAUGAUGAUGAUGAUGGUGAUGAUGAUGAACGUAUGCAGGUUGAUGAGAAUGUCGAAACCCAAUCGAAGACGAUCAUUGAUGUCUUUUCGGGUUCUUUGUCAUCGUCAUCACCAUUGCCCUCACCUUCGCCAUUGUCUUCGCCUUCGCCUUCGUCUUCAUCUUCAUCUUUGUCUUCGUCUUCGUCUUCAUCUUCGUCUUCUUCGUCGUUGUCAAGAAAGAGACCAGCCGGUAGCGACUUUCUGUCGAUCGACUCGGAUGCCAAAAGAAUCGGCGUGGAGAUGUCCGAGGAAGAAACGAAUCAGUUGAGAAACGACGUCAAAAGACUUUCGCCCGUUGAGAUAAGCCUUCGAGAACGUACGCUAGGUGAGAUUUCAUUGACUCCGGAUUCACGGUUGUUUUGCGAAGAUGUCAAUAAUGUCACUUCGGAGAAUUUAUCAUCGUCUAAUGUUUCUCGAAUGAUUCGUCAUAGGCAAUCCAUGAUUAAUGAUUUCGUUGUCGAUUCUAAUGACGAUAGUACGAAGACACGAUCAAAGUCUAAAAUUUACAAAAUUGAUGCGACGAUUGAAAACGACGAGUGUACAAGUAGCGUCGAAAUCACGGAGAACGUCGAAUGUAAAUUGCAUCGUAACAAGGAUAAUAUAGAUGAUGACGUUGAUAAUGAUGACGAUGACGAUGAUGACAAUGAUGAUGAUGAUGAUGAUAAUGAUAAUGAAGAUGAUGACAAUUCCUGUUGCUCGAUGUCGUUUCGUGAGAAUGAAAUUCUCCCUUGUGAAGACAUCGACGAAGUCGUUGACAAGUCCAAAACCAAUACGUCCGACAUCGUAAAGUCGGAGAAAGAAGGUACAGAUUCUCUGCGUCGUUUGGUUGUCAUGCUGAAUCGUGUAGACGAAGAGAUCAAAGAUAAGAAGACGGAUCUUAAGGAAUGCGAAGACAAUGUUGUUAGUGCGACGAGACCGAGGAAGAUUACUCGAGAAGACGGUACAACUAUAAAGGACAAUGUGUACGAGACGAUGCUAAAGAGUUCUUUGUCGUCUCGUAAACUGAUCGUAGUGCUAAAUCGUAUAGACAUGAAAGAAGCUGUUAAAAAGGAGAAAGAAACUGUUGAUGGAUGCGUUGAUAGAAGUAUAGUCGAGUCUAUGGCAGAUUGUCGAACAAAAAUUGAUAGUACGAUGCAAAAAAUAUGUACUCGUUCGUCUUCCUUGCAAAAGCGAUUAGACAUGAACAAUAUUGUAAGUACGAAAGAUAGAUACACGGAAGAAAAUAACAAAAGCGAUUCGAUGCUACUCGAUAAUAGUCAUUCGGUAGUCGUGUUGUCUUGUAUUAAGAAGAGAAAUAACGAUGUAAGCAAUUUGAGGCAAACCGAAUUAAACGAGGAAGUUGAAAAUGUAGGUUCGGAAACGAAAAGGGCAUUUUCCUCGACGGUGUCCAUUGUGGCUAAGUAUAAUGAUUCAAUUUCGUUGGACUCGAAUGGAAUAGCGUUUGAUCAAGGCACACGUUAUUCGAUAAGAAAUAAAACGAAAACGAUCACCGAUGAGGAGCUCGGUGAGAAGGAAGAAUUACGAGUUGAAAAAAAUGUUUCAAGGAGAAGUAGCGUUUUACAAAAAUCAAAUAAAGAAGAGGUGCCUAGCGGUGGGGCGGCAGUGGUAAUCGAGAAACUCGAAGAAGAGGAGGAAGUUGUUCUAGCGACGUCAUCGAUUAUGCCGAACGAAGAAGAAGACGAUCGUCUGCAAAAUCUUGAUACGUCUGAUUUAGAUUCGUCCGAGACAACAACACCAGGUUCACCAGAAGAAGCGCUGGAAGCUUCUGCCGAUGUCCAGGAAGCGAUUGAUACCGAGACGGAAACCGAGACCGGUUCCGACAGUUCCGAAAUACCAACGUCCAUGCCGAUUGUUCGUAUUCGCGAUACCAGCUGCGAAAGAGAAGACAUAGCCGAUGCAGCGAAUAAUUGUCCCGAGAAUGAGACUCUCUGCUGCGACGAGAUAGCGUCCGAGAUGAUAACCAGGCUCGAGCCAGAAAAACCAGAACCUUUCACCGAGGAUUCCGCGGAGAGUUUAGCGCUGACGGCUGGUGCAAGGGACGAGGUUAGAUCCGACGGGAGUGAUUCUGGCCUUGGAAGUGAAAUACCUGGGGAUCCUGGACCAGCACCAGCUCCAGAGAGCGAUUCCGAGACGUCUUUUCUCGAUAGAAUACCGGAUGAUAUUCUUUCCGACAAGGAAAAAGCUGUGAACCAAUUGGAGAGCUUUGUGCCGGAAACGAGUGUCCCUGGGGCAUCGCAAGCUACGUUAGCGACGUUCCGUAAUCCUCCGAAAAGCAAUCUUAAACGUAGACUGACUGAUUGUAUGGAAGGAGAACCGAGUCCUAAAAGAAGUAAUACUACCGAGGAACCUAUGAAAAAGAAAAGAAACAUUCAUUUUGAUGCCGUCACCGUUUACUAUUUUCCUCGAGCGCAAGGUUUCACUUGCGUUCCUUCGCAAGGUGGUAGUACUCUAGGCAUGAGCGCUACUCAUACGCACGCCGAGAGAUUUUCUCUUUCCGAGCAUGCGGCUGAGCAAAGGAGAUUGCAUCGGGCUAGAUUGGCGCAAUUACGUUCAGAACGUGCAGCAAAUUGCGCUACGGAGGCUGCUUCGAGUUCGGAAGAUCCGAGCGACGAUACCGACGAAGAACCCAGUGACAACGAGGAGCUCGACAUCGACAGUUAUUACUUUCUACAGCCUGUACCAACGUGGCAGAGACGAGCGCUUCUUCGUGCAGCCGGUGUACGUAGGAUAGAUGCCGUCGAGAAGGACGAAUGUCGAGACAUCCGUGCGAGUCGAGAACACUGCGGCUGUGGAUGCAAGGGAUAUUGCGAUCCUGAAAGUUGUCCUUGCAGCAGAGCGAACGUCAAGUGCCAGGUCGAUCGUGCCGGUUUCCCUUGCGGUUGUACCCGGGACGGUUGUGCCAACAGCUCCGGUAGGAUAGAAUUUAAUCCGGUACGAGUGCGGACACACUUCAUACACACGUUGAUGCGGCUCGAGUUAGAGAAGAAGCAACGCGAAGAAGAAGGAACUGAUCACGAGGGCACCGACAAUCAGAAUAACAAAAGCGGACCAUUGCGAGAUAUCAAUUUGGGUUCCCUAAUAGACAAUUCAAAUACGGAAGCGUGUAUAACCGGUGGUGGUUUUACAACGUUACACUAUGAAAAUCAUGAUGCCGGCAAUGGCAGUUCGAAUUGUCAACCAGAAGUACCUGGUACGCGAGAAGAUAGUUUAGAUCUUUAUGCUAUAAGAGACGAUUGUUAUCCGAACGAAGACACGGUCGAUGGUACGCAGAGUGGCCAAAGAAAAUUGCAUCCCGAAUUUAGUCAAGCUUUUCAAACAUUUUCGGGCCAAACAGCAGGUGCAAAUAUGAAUUUUCAACAGACCGCUUAUCAGGAUUAUCAGGCUUAUACAAAUCUUCCUUCCACGUCUAGGGUUCAAUUUCAGCCGCAAUUUCAACCGGUGCCCGGAAGCCCAGGUUUCUCGCAUUACGCGGUCUAUGGGCAAGAUGGCACAUCUGUGCAGGACAGUUGCCAGGUACAUCCUGGGCAACAUUCUUCCAAUUACGAGGCUAACUUCGCGCAAGACGAAUCGACCGGAUCGCAAUAUACAAAUUUGAAUUCUGUGCAGCCGAUGAACGGUGGAGUUCAGCAGAUAGGUAAGCUAGAGCCGUUCUCGGAAUUGCUAUCCGGUAGGUAUUCGUAUUAUGGCGAGAUAGAGCCGCAAGCGCAUGGUACUUAUCAUGGAAAUGCAAAUAAAGAAGGAGAUAAGGAUCAAACUACGAACGAGCAACAAUCGGAAAGUACGGAGGAAUGCGAUGAAAAUUUUGGAGAGAUCAUUAAAAAAUCUAUGGUGGAGACGGUAUCCGCUUAGAUCGAAUCAUCCUCAUUAAUACGAAUGAGUGUCGUCCAACGGUGAUAUGAUAUGACACACGUCCUUGUCCCGUGUGUUGCGACAUUUGCAUCUUGGUGAUUUUAUAUAUAUAUACAUAUACAUAUAUAUAUAUAUAUAUAUAUAUAUAUAUAUAUAUAUAUAUAUAAUUCUCAAGAGUUUAAUAAUCCGUCGAAGAGUUUCGAUUCAAUCGAAGAAACUUUCUCGAUAGAGGAAGAAGGAUGUUGGAACUUUGAUAGUUCCGUUACUUCUGUGCGAUUAGAUAAAUCCGAUUUUAUUGUUGUUCGUGAUUUUUCGAAAGAACGAUAUUCUUUCGUUAAGAAUCACUGGCGAUGUACGAUGAGUCCCAUGGAUAUCGUUAGAAAAAAAUAUUGCGGCUACAUAUGCGUCCGCCCGGGAUGGAAUACUUGGAACGUCCUUCUUGAAUAGUUUAUAUCGAAACCUCUCCCCCACCCACAUCACCCCACCUCGCACUAAAAACCCCCGAGGCUUCUUCGAGAUCGAGAGAGGAUGAUAGACACAUCGGAAGAAAUACGAUGUCGAAGAAUGCUAAGAGAAUCCGGGGUCGUGCGAAUUCGCCGAAGGAUUAUUCAAAAGGGGAAGGUCUCCGUCGAAAAUCUUUUUGGAGAGUAGACUCCUUUGAAAAAAAAAAAAAAAAAAGGAAGGGAAAAAAAACAAAAAAAAAGAAAAGAAAGUAAUAAUAAUAAAAGAAGAAAAAGAAAAGAAAUGAGAUAGAUAAAAAAAGAAAGAAAGAAAGGAAGA
This is a messenger RNA of Vespa crabro (European hornet), 5574 nucleotides long. RefSeq names its product probable GPI-anchored adhesin-like protein PGA55 (gene Axud1). Lineage: Eukaryota; Metazoa; Arthropoda; Insecta; Hymenoptera; Vespidae. Gene Ontology annotation, cellular component: nucleus. The coding region runs from base 580 to 4794 and encodes 1404 amino acids. The record is from RefSeq and is a predicted model, not a curated record. Gene Ontology annotation, molecular function: sequence-specific DNA binding; DNA-binding transcription factor activity, RNA polymerase II-specific. The transcript is spliced from 6 exons. Gene Ontology annotation, biological process: regulation of transcription by RNA polymerase II.